AUGCUGGAAAUGAACCCAGACAUUUUGCCUACCCCUCUGCAAGACGUGCCCCCGCCCUGCCCGGUUGCCCGUGUCUCGCAGGUGACGGUGCGGGACGCGCUGAACCAGGCGCUGGAUGAGGAGCUGGAACGGGACGAGCGCGUCUUCCUGCUGGGCGAGGAGGUGGCCCAGUACGAUGGUGCCUACAAGAUCUCCAGGGGUCUUUGGAAGAAAUACGGGGAUAAGAGAGUGAUCGACACCCCGAUAUCAGAGAUGGGAUUCGCAGGAAUCGCUGUUGGUGCUGCUAUGGCAGGGUUGAGACCAGUGUGUGAAUUCAUGACGUUCAACUUUUCCAUGCAAGCAAUCGAUCAGGUUAUAAACUCCGCUGCCAAGACCUGUUACAUGUCUGCAGGAUCAAUUGCUGUUCCCAUUGUCUUCCGGGGCCCCAACGGGGCAUCAGCUGGAGUCGCCGCUCAGCACUCGCAGUGCUUCGCUGCUUGGUAUGGGCACUGCCCAGGACUGAAAGUUGUUAGUCCUUGGAGCUCAGAAGAUGCCAAAGGCCUGCUGAAAGCAUCAAUCCGGGACGAUAAUCCAGUUGUGAUGCUGGAGAAUGAAUUACUGUAUGGUGUUCCCUUUGAAAUGUCUGAACAGGCACAGUCAAAGGAUUUCAUUGUUCCAAUUGGAAAAGCUAAAAUAGAAAGACAAGGAACUCAUGUUACAUUAGUGUCACACUCAAGACCUGUCGGACACUGUUUGGAAGCAGCUGCUGUACUUGCCAAAGAAGGUGUAGAGUGUGAGGUUAUAAAUCUGCGUACCAUUCGACCAAUGGAUAUUGAAGCGGUGGAAGCCAGCGUUGUAAAGACAAAUCAUCUUGUAACUGUAGAAGGAGGUUGGCCGCAAUUUGGAGUAGGAGCUGAAAUCUGUGCCAGGAUCAUGGAAGGAUCUGCCUUUAACUACUUGGACGCUCCAGCCGUGCGUGUUACUGGUGCAGAUGUUCCUAUGCCUUAUGCAAAAAUUUUAGAAGAUAACUGCAUACCUCAAGUGAAGGAUAUAAUAUUUGCAGUGAAGAAGACUUUGAAUAUCUAAGUUGUAAAUACACAUUUUAAAGUCCUGCUUUACAAAGUAUCAAUGGUGUUGGGCAAGUUGUAUGCAUUACUUCUGUUGUAUAGCUACAUGGAACUUUUGUACAGUGGGGAAAGUAUGGUUACCUCCCAGAAUAUUUAUAUGGGCUUACCCUCUAAGCCACACUUCGUAUAAGCAACAAUGUGGUAAUGCUUGUUUGUUACACAGUGCAGGUGGGUUAGUGCUACUGUACAUGGAGAAAUCCUAUUCUAAAU
Charadrius vociferus (killdeer) is the source of this 1316-nucleotide messenger RNA. It is a transcript of the gene PDHB, whose product is annotated as pyruvate dehydrogenase (lipoamide) beta. The coding region runs from base 1 to 1065 and encodes 354 amino acids. Gene Ontology annotation, molecular function: pyruvate dehydrogenase (acetyl-transferring) activity. The transcript has 9 exons. NCBI's taxonomy places the organism in Eukaryota, Metazoa, Chordata, Aves, Charadriiformes, Charadriidae. Gene Ontology annotation, biological process: pyruvate decarboxylation to acetyl-CoA. The record is from RefSeq and is a predicted model, not a curated record.